This is a messenger RNA of Oryzias latipes (Japanese medaka), 1244 nucleotides long. RefSeq names its product aquaporin 1a (Colton blood group), tandem duplicate 1 (gene aqp1a.1). Gene Ontology annotation, cellular component: membrane. Gene Ontology annotation, biological process: renal water transport; hyperosmotic response; carbon dioxide transmembrane transport. Gene Ontology annotation, molecular function: carbon dioxide transmembrane transporter activity; glycerol transmembrane transporter activity; water channel activity. Lineage: Eukaryota; Metazoa; Chordata; Actinopteri; Beloniformes; Adrianichthyidae. The record is from RefSeq and is a predicted model, not a curated record.
CCUGAUGCUGUUGUUUACGAUUACACACACUUUGCAGCUCAAACCGUCACACAGCCACCACCAUGAGGGAGUUCAAGAGCAAAGAUUUUUGGAGGGCCGUUCUAGCCGAACUGGUCGGCAUGGCCUUCUUUAUUUUUCUCAGCAUCUCUGCAGCCAUUGGAAACUCCAACAACGCCAACCCAGACCAGGAGGUGAAGGUGUCGCUGACCUUUGGAUUAGCCAUCGCCACUCUGGCCCAGAGCUUAGGCCACAUCAGUGGAGCCCACCUGAAUCCCGCCGUCACCCUUGGCAUGCUUGCCAGCUGCCAGAUCAGCGUCUUCAAGGCAGUCAUGUACAUAGUGGCUCAGAUGCUGGGUUCAGCCCUCGCCAGCGGCAUCGUUUACGGGACGCGUCCUUCCAACACCAGCGCCCUAGGGCUCAACUCUCUUAACGGUGUCACCCCCAGCCAAGGAGUGGGCAUUGAGCUUCUGGCCACCUUCCAGCUGGUGCUGUGUGUCAUUGCAGUCACUGAUAAAAGGAGGCGUGACGUCAUGGGCUCUGCACCCCUGGCCAUUGGCCUCUCAGUUUGCCUGGGACAUUUGGCAGCUAUCAGCUACACAGGCUGUGGCAUCAAUCCCGCCCGCUCCUUUGGCCCAGCUUUGAUCCUGAACGAUUUUACGGACCACUGGGUGUACUGGGUGGGCCCGAUGUGUGGUGGUGUAGCGGCGGCUCUGGUGUACGAUUUCCUGCUGUCCCCCAAGUUUGAUGACUUCCCUGAUCGCAUGAAGGUCCUAGUCAGCGGUCCAGUGGGAGACUACGAUGUAAAUGGAGGAAACGAGUCUGCGACUGUGGAGAUGUCUUCAAAGUAGCUGCAGUUGUUUUUUCCCCCCACGUCCUUGUAAAUGUCUAUACUAAAAAAAAAAUCAAUAUGUACAAAUUUAAAAUUCAAAAGCUUUGAAAUUUAGUGCAGAGUUUUAACGUUGUUUUGAAAAAAACCAAGGAGGAUUGUCGUCUACGGGUCAGCUAGAGAGGCUGUCUAAAGUCACUCCUUUUAUCAACGCAGCACAAGCUCUUUAUCAAACCGCUGCUGAAGUUUGAAACCCCGGGCGGGACGUUUGCUGAUCCUUUUUCUCCAUAUCAGUAUUGUAUGUUGAAGCCUAUUUUGUAUAUUACCUGUUUCACUUAUUCUUAUUCCUGAUGGAUAUUAUAUUGUGUGCACUCUUUUGUCUAAAGUUUUUUACGUAAAAUAAAACACAAUGUGAGAA